CCCGUGGAGCGCGCAAGGCAGCCCGCGCCCGCGCUUCUCUCCUUUUCUGCCUCUUGCAGGCAGCCAGCAAGCACCGCUGUCCCCGCUAUGUGCGCCCGGCGAGCAGCUUCAGCUGACAGCCCGACCCCCACCGCACUUCCACCUGCAGCCUGCGGGAAGAGGCAGCCGGCACCCCCCCAGCCCUGCACGGGGAGAGGAUGCGGGGCGAGCCGGCCACCUGGACCAUCAUCAUCUCAGGACUAGAAUAAGAAGACACCCUCGGCCGGGGCUGGAGAUCUCAAGAAGGUUAAAAUGAAUGAAGAUACGAAGGUUAAUAUAAGCUGGCUGCCUCAGGAUCAUAUAGACGCCAGUUCUCCGGAGAAUAUCUCGCUGGCAGACUCCUCCCUAAUUCCUGUGCUAGAGCCAGAGCUGAUUGUAAACCCGUGGGAUAUUGUUCUGUGUACAUCGGGAACCCUGAUCUCCUGUGAAAAUGCUAUAGUGGUCCUCAUCAUCUUCCAUAACCCCAGCCUGCGAGCUCCUAUGUUCCUCCUCAUCGGCAGCUUGGCGCUGGCGGACCUCUUGGCAGGGGUGGGACUCAUUGUCAAUUUUAUAUUUGCCUAUCUCCUUCAAUCGGAGGCUGCUAAGCUGGUCACGGUGGGACUGAUCGCUGCCUCCUUUUGUGCCUCGGUGUGCAGCUUGCUGGCGAUCACCGUUGACCGCUACUUGUCUCUUUACUACGCUUUGACGUACAACUCCGAAAGAACAGUCACCUUUACCUACAUCAUGCUCAUCUUCCUGUGGGGAGCGUCGACGUGCGUAGGACUUUUGCCUAUCAUGGGUUGGAAUUGCCUUAAGGAUGAGUCAACGUGUAGUGUUAUCCGACCGCUGACGAAAAACAAUGCCGCGGCCCUUUCCGUUUCCUUUCUGCUCAUGUUUGCACUCAUGCUUCAGCUGUACAUUCAAAUCUGUAAAAUCGUCAUGAGGCACGCUCAUCAGAUUGCCUUACAGCACCAUUUCUUGGCCACCUCGCACUACGUCACCACCCGGAAAGGAGUAUCUACUUUGGCCAUCAUACUUGGGACGUUUGCGGCCUGCUGGAUGCCUUUCACCCUUUAUUCUUUAAUAGCAGAUUACACGUACCCUUCCAUCUACACCUAUGCCACGCUGCUUCCAGCCACAUACAACUCUGUCAUCAAUCCGGUCAUCUACGCCUUCCGGAACCAGGAGAUCCAAAAAGCGCUGUGGCUGAUUUGCUGCGGUUGCAUCCCUGCGAGUGUCUCUCAGAGAGCCAGAUCACCGAGUGACGUUUGAUCGUACAUAUCUCUACGAGUGGUUGGUGUUCGGUUGCCAGGUGGAGUGUUUGUUUGAAGAAAAUACAAAAAAAAAAAGGAAAAAAAGAUCAAUAGGAUUGAGAUCCACUGGGAAAUUUUUGUGCUCGAUAACAUUUGGACAUGACAUUAACAUGAUCAAUCCAUUUCAUAAAUGGAGUUCAAUGUAUUUAUAAAGUCAAAGUGCUACUGUGCAAUAUCUACUUAGAAUUUCGAAAAAAAAAGAGCUAAUGUAUACUGUCAUUCUACUCAGGUUAUGUGGUAUUGAUGACGAUUCACUAUGGAGUCUUUAUUUAAUAACACAGGGCUAAAGCAGCAUGCACAGGUUUUUUUUAAGUUAUGAUUGACAUGGUCGAUUCAGAUUUAGGAGUUUUUUUUUCUAUGGUGCCACUCAUGAAUUUUCUAGUUGUCAAGGCAAUUGAAUAUUUGACUCAAAUUUUAUUCUAUAUAUUUUCGUAAAAUUGUAUUACAUUUUUGUGCUCUUAUGCUGGCCACAUGGCAAUUUUCAGUUGCAAAAACAACUAAAUGGGGGAAAUCCCCUACCAAAGCAACUAAAUGGAGGAAACUCCCACCAAAGCAACUAAAUGGAGGAAACCCCCACCAAAACAAAUAAAUGGCGGGAACCCCCCGACAAAACAACUAAAUGUGGGAAACCCCCCACCAAAACAACUAAAUGUGGGGAACCCCCCACCAAAACAACUAAAUGUGGGGAACCCCCCACCAAAACAACUAAAUGUGGGGAACCCCCCACCAAAACAACUAAAUGUGGGGAACCCCCCACCAAAACAACUAAAUGUGGCAAAUCCCCCACCAAAACAACUAAAUAUGAGAACCCCACACCAGAACAAAAAAUGCGGGAAAGCCCCCCCACCAAAACAACUAAGUGGAGGAAACCCCCCACCAA
Molecule: messenger RNA, 2211 nt
Organism: Rana temporaria (common frog)
Lineage: Eukaryota; Metazoa; Chordata; Amphibia; Anura; Ranidae
Gene: GPR12
Product: G protein-coupled receptor 12
Exons: 2
Coding region: 292-1290 (332 amino acids)
Biological process (GO): G protein-coupled receptor signaling pathway
Cellular component (GO): membrane
Molecular function (GO): G protein-coupled receptor activity
Source: RefSeq, a predicted model, not a curated record